AUGCACGCCGCCGGCUUUGGUCAUGUCGACUGGACCGAUGGAAACACGUCGGCCAAUGCGUACCAGAAGGUUAUCAUGGCCAUGGCUUCAGGCGACCAGGGUCCACGGCUAUCAAAGUCAUCAGCCCCAACAAAGGUGACAGGGGUUGACGAUGGUGCGCGGACAACGGAGGCAGAGAGACUGGUGCAGCAAUAUGCCAGUGGCUGGGCCACGCCGCAAUUGCUUCGCUUUAAGGCAAAGAUGCAAGACAACGACAGAGCACCCAACCGUAUUGUGCAAAAGUUGGCGGAAAAUCCCUCCGUGGCCCAGGUCGUAUGCGUCAACCGCGAGUCCAUCAGCGUGUCUGCCCUCAAACAACAGCAAGACGCUUUCCAGGAAAGGAACAUUAUGUUGAAACCCGCAGCCCGCGCGAAACUUCGUGUACUGGCAACAGACACGGCCAAGCCGUAA
Molecule: messenger RNA, 450 nt
Organism: Aspergillus alliaceus
Lineage: Eukaryota; Fungi; Ascomycota; Eurotiomycetes; Eurotiales; Aspergillaceae
Exons: 2
Coding region: 1-450 (149 amino acids)
Source: RefSeq, a predicted model, not a curated record